Messenger RNA from Lactuca saligna, 495 nucleotides. NCBI's taxonomy places the organism in Eukaryota, Viridiplantae, Streptophyta, Magnoliopsida, Asterales, Asteraceae. The record is from the annotation of a GenBank genome assembly.
AUGGGUCGUAAGCACUCUCCUUUGAAGCGUGAGUUCGAGUUGCUUGGAGGCUUAUAUGCCCGUCUCUCGUUUGAUCGGGCAAAGGGAAGAGAGAUACGACGAAGCGAUGAAAGACACACGAAGGUAGACGAAGGAAGAUGUGAGAAGGAAGCUCGCAGGCGCGCAGUUCACUACUCCGGAUGUCGUAGCCGAUCGCGAAGAGGUAGGCGUCUCGGGGUCUACGACGCCGAAGAAAGAGAAGGUAGAAGCAGCGAGGUUGCUGUGGAGUUGGCGAAUGGAAGUGAAAACGAAGUGGAAGAGAAAGAUGCGAGGGAAGGUCCGAGGGACAAAGGAGGUCCGACGGGAGUACGCAACAUCGCCGCAGAUGGUAAGGUUUGUAGUGAAGGUCAACGGGAAAGGAGGUAUGGAGGGGAUAGCCGAUCUUCGGUGCCUACCUUCCGUUUUUUCCUCUUCUCGUUGCCGGCAAUGGAUUGGUGCUGCAACAGCAGUGAUUGA